Messenger RNA from Telopea speciosissima, 1939 nucleotides. Its product is annotated as serine/threonine-protein kinase ZRK1-like. Gene Ontology annotation, molecular function: protein serine/threonine kinase activity; RNA-DNA hybrid ribonuclease activity; ATP binding. The transcript has 5 exons. Gene Ontology annotation, biological process: protein phosphorylation; cell surface receptor signaling pathway. The record is from RefSeq and is a predicted model, not a curated record. Bases 1 to 1899 code for a protein of 632 amino acids. Gene Ontology annotation, cellular component: plasma membrane. NCBI's taxonomy places the organism in Eukaryota, Viridiplantae, Streptophyta, Magnoliopsida, Proteales, Proteaceae.
AUGGACGUUUUGGAGGUGUGUAUGUAUCUCUCAAUGAAAAAUACUGAUACAGCAGAAGGGGCGGAGGGCGACCACCAUGAUGGGGGUACAAAAUGGCAGCAUAAGGUGGGAUUUCAUCGGCGUAUUAUUCAGGUGGAUGCUGCUUGUGUACGUUGUGGUAGUUUGGAAAUACCGUCACACAUCCUCUUUGACUGCACUUUUGCUCAGGCUGUUUGGUUUGGAAGCAAUAUUGGCUGUAAUUUCUUUACAUCUACUAUCUCCUCUAUUGCUGAAUGGAUCUCUACUUGGGGGCAAUUUGCACAUUUGGGGAAGAAGGAGGCUCGUUCUAAGAAUGAUGCUAUCUUUGGCCGGCGCACAUGGAAACCAGAGGAUGUAAUUGCUGCAGCGUCUUCCUCAUGUAAGGAAUUUAUUGGGUCUCUUCCUACUGCUCAAGUUGUUUCUGCUGCACAUUUCGAUCAUCAUCUGCAGUGGCAACGGCCUGAUCCGGGCUUUAUUAAAUGCAAUUGUGAUGCAAGUCUGCCAUUGAGCGAUUCUUUUGGGGGCCUGGGUUAUGUUUGGCGUAAUUCAGCAGGUGAUCCUAUUAAAGCUGUGUCAUUACCGUAUUCUUUCAAUGAUAUUUUGGUGGGUGAAGCGUUGGUGGUACGUCAAAGCUUGGUGGAUCUUCAUGCAUUUGGACAUAUGAGGGUUGUUAUUGAAUCUGAUAAUUCCAAUCUCAUCAGAUUCCUUACUGACAGCACACACGCUUCGCCAUUGCUGAUUCGCCCGAUAGUUGAUGAUAUAUUGCAUUUGUCAUUCUUGUUUUCAUUUUUGAUUAAUAUGCUGCGGUGCUUGAGAGUAUAUAAUAAGGGAAAAGGAUCUGAAAAAGAGAAAAAGGAGUCUGAGACUGGAAAAGAAGAAUUCUUCUUAAAGAAUGGGGCAUUAUUGUUAGAACAGCUAGUUACUUCUUGUGAUGGAAAAUCUAAUCCCAUCCGUGUCUUCUCUGCUAUAGAUCUCCAGAUAGCCACCAAUAACUAUGAUCUAAACCUAAUAAUUCGCGAAGAUGGAUCCUAUAAGUCGUACAAAGGAACCCAUGAAGAGCAAAUGAUUUCGGUUAAAAGGUUUGAAGGUCAAGGAAAGAGGUAUUGGUUGGGAGAGAGUAUAAGAGAAGUGGUGAUAGCAUCACAAUUGAACCAUAGCAAUGUUUUGAAGCUCUUGGGCUGCUGCUUAGAAACUAAAGUUCCUAUCCUUGUUUAUGAAUUUGCAUCCAAUGGAGUUCUCUUUGAUCAGAUUCAUGGUAAGAAAGAUGACUCUUCAACAACAACUUAUAUGCUAUUAUCAUGGGAGACAAGAUUGAAGAUUGCAAAUGAGAUUGCUAAUGCAGUAACUUAUGUUCAAAUGGCCACUUCUGAGCUCAUUGUACAUCGCGACGUAAGACCCAGUAACGUUUUCUUGGAUCAUAAAUGGGUCUCCAAGUUAUCAGAUUUCACAUCUUCAAUAUCAAUUCCAUCAGGUGAAACACAUGUGGAAGUUGAUAGUGUAAGAGGGGCUCCUGGAUUUAUCGAUCCCGAGAGCAUUCGUUUGAGUCAUUUAACAGAGAAGAGUGAUGUAUAUAGCUUUGGAAUGCUUCUACUUGAGCUCUUAACUGGGCAUAGGGCUUACAGUAUACACCGUGAGAACAGCGGUUUAAAGGCUUUCUUACAUGAUCACGAGAGGCCCUUUGUGGAGGAUAAUAGAGUGAUUGAAGUUUUGACACCUAGUAUUUUGCAAGGAGGGAUGAUCAAUCAACAGCAGUUGCAAGCUUCCAUGGAGCUUGCCCUGAGAUGCACAAGAGAAAAAGCAGAGGAGAGGCCUGCAAUGAUUGAGGUGGCAAAAGAACUAAAACAGAUUCAGAGAACCUCAUCAGAUUACUGUCAAUUAUAGAGCAAACUGCAGAUUUGUAUUUCCAUUUUGAGAUUUUAGA